UUCUGUCGGCGUGUCUUCCAGCAGCAGAGGCAGAUACUAACGCAUACUAGCGUACUAAACAGUAUGCUAAAAUAGUACGCUCUCCCAACUGUACCUACAGGCAGCGUACUAUUUAGCACGCUAGUGCGCUCCCGGCUGUUUGAGCUGAGUGUAGUGGGAUUGGUCGGAAAAUGACGGUGGCUUGAUUGUCGGAGUUUGUUUUAUGCGAGGCUGCUGGAAUUUCGCUGCUCCAGCCAGGAAAAGUUAUUCCUUUUUCCUCCGUGUGCAAACCGCCAAAGCUUUAUUGUUUUAAACCACAAUCCCAGAAGAGUGUCUCCGGAGAUUAUUUGUGUUGUUUGGGAGUAUUUUCUUUUCCUCCAGGAUGAUAUUAGCGGGCGAGCUACCUGGCUAGCUGUACUUAGUAGCUCAAUGCUAGAACCCAGCUAACGGGCUAGUGCAAUUAGCUUCAGUAGAAGAGCUAGCACGACUGGAUUAGCUGUGGUUAUAUUGCCUGGUGUAGUAGUAGUAGUGGUAGUAGUAGUAGUAGUAGUAGUAGUAGUGUUAAUUAGCUUAGCUUAUCUCAGCUAGGUUUAGCAGUCCUAACCAGGCUAGGAGGCUGGCUCUGUGCAGCCGGGUUAGAGAGGCAAGUUUGCUAGCAGUUUAGCUACCAGCUCGGAAAGGCGACCAAAGACUGGCUGCUGAAUAAUUCAAGAGGUUUAUUGACUCUGGGAUAAUGGAGUAUGUUACGCCUAAUCGCGAUUAGGACAGCUCGCUCUGCAGUAUGUGGUGUGCCGGAGCCAGCAGUCCCCUCUGUGCGUGUAGCGUAUCGCUCCAUCACACUGCCGUCUCUUAUCCUCCCGUUCUGGCUUGAUGGCGCUCUCCGUUUUUUCAGCUGCCGUUACGCGAUGAACGUACGCGAAGCGCACGCUUGUUUAACUGGACGCUUCUGAAUCACGGUUUAAAAAAGGAGGACUUUGACAAGAAGCAGCACCGGGAUCGGACCUCAUUCUUACUCGCUCACAAAACUGUCAGACAGGAUCAUGGCUUCAGUGUGGAAAAGACUGCAGCGUGUGGGAAAGCACGCAUCCAAAUUCCAGUUCGUGGCCUCUUAUCAGGAGCUCAUGGUGGAAUGUACAAAGAAAUGGCAACCAGACAAACUUGUGGUGGUGUGGACCCGCAGGAGUCGACGGAAAUCCUCCAAGUCUCAUAGUUGGCAACCCGGCAUCAAAAACCCGUACAGAGGAGUGGUGGUGUGGCCUGUUCCAGAGAACGUGGAGAUCACGGUCACCUUGUUUAAGGACCCUCAUGCAGAGGAGUUUGAAGAUAAAGACUGGACCUUCGUUAUUGAGAAUGAGUCUCCGUCGGGUCGGAGAAAAGCCCUGGCCACCAGCAGCAUCAACAUGAAGCAGUACGCGAGCCCCAUGCCCACGCAGACAGACGUCAAGCUCAAGUUCAAGCCUCUCUCCAAGAAGGUGGUGGCGGCCACGCUGCAGUUCUCACUGUCCUGCAUCUUCCUGCGAGAGGGCAAAGCCACAGAUGAAGACAUGCAGAGUCUGGCCAGUCUGAUGAGCAUGAAGCAGGCCGAUAUCGGCAACCUGGACGACUUUGAGGAGGAGAACGAGGAGGAUGAGGAGAACCGUGUCAAUCAGGAGGAGAAAGCUGCCAAAAUCACAGAGAUAGUCAGGCAGUUAAAUGCCCUCAGCAGUAUAGAUGGAGACGCAGAUGAAGGCCCAAAGCAAGCCCUCAAAGCAGCCUGUUCUCCUGCAGAGUUGAUCAGUAAGCUGAACUUCCUGGAGGAGGACGAGCAGGAGCAAACCCUCACCAGCUCCAACCCCUUCGAGGAGGCUGAUGACCCUGUGGACCUCAACCCAUUCAGUGACCCUGAUGAGGAGGAAUUAGGGCUGACUCCCCCUCUGGAGUCCGCCUUAAAAGACGAGGACUCCCCAAAUCCACUGAACCCGUUUGACGAGCCGGAGCCAGAGCCGGAGCCAGAGCCGGCUUCAGAGCAGCCUGACUGCAAGAACCCCUUCGAUGAACCAGAGCUGGAGAGCUUACCCCCUAAAGGCAGCACCAGGAAGAUCCCACGUCCUGUAGACAUGAGCAAAUAUCUGUACGCAGACAGCAGCAAGACGGAGGAGGCCGAGGAGCUGGAUGAAUCGAACCCGUUCUACGAGCCCAAGUCAGGCAGUCCGGAUCAGUCCACUACAGAAAGCAUGGCUGCAUUGAAGAACACCAAACGGCGCGCUCCCCUGCCCCCCGCUGCCCCCUCAGUGACCCCCGCCAGCCCUGCAGUGCCCAGUGACCCCAGACCAGCCGUGCCUGACAAGGUGUCCGUCACAUGCCCUGCUCUAGGGCUGAGAGAGCUGGCCUCUUCCUCACCAAAGGCCAGCCCGGUGCCCAGUCCAGUCUUGGGAGGAAGGCCGAAUGCCAGUCAGUCGCUGCUCGUAUGGUGCCGAGAAGUGACCAAGAACUACCGUGGCGUUAAGAUCACCAACUUCACCACGUCAUGGAGGAACGGCCUCGCUUUCUGCGCCCUGCUCCACCAUUUCAGACCAGAUCUCAUUGACUACAAGUCUCUGAAUCCUCAAGACAUUAAAGAAAACAACAAAAAGGCAUAUGACGGCUUCGCCAGUCUGGGCAUCUCUCGGCUGCUGGAGCCAGCUGACAUGGUGCUGCUGGCGAUCCCGGACAAGCUGACCGUGAUGACGUACCUGUACCAGAUCCGUGCACACUUCAGUGGCCAGGAGCUGAGCGUGUUGCAGAUCGAGGCCCAGGCUGGCCGCAGCACCUACAAAGUGGGUGACUUCCACACCGACACAGAGAGCUCUGUGGCUCACGACACCUUCUACGCUGAGCUUCACAACCAGGAACAAAAAGUCCAUCCUGAUGAGGAAGGGAAGGAGCCAGAAGACACCGGGUUAACAGAAACCCCUCCCUGUACAUCCUCAGUGGUGACCAAAACGAACCUGGAUUCUUCCCAAGCUGAUGCAUCAGAGGCAAAAGAGGAUGCGAUUGAUGCAGGGAGAGAGAGGGAGAAGGAAAAAGAGAGGGAUGGGGUGGUUCCAGAGGGUGGAGUGCAACCACAGGCCCCUGUUUCACAUGCACACACACUCAGCUACAGCUACAACCGAGAAACAGACAUGAACAAGAAGAGGAGUGUGAGACAGAAUGAAGUGGACAGCACAGCAAAAGAGAGCAGCUCAUUACAGACCAACCAUACAGACACGCCCAACAAACACACACCGGAUGUGGCGCCUGUCCCUGCGUCCACUGGCAACGAGAAGAAAGUGCUGUCUCGUCAGGAGGAGCUGAAGGAGAGAGCUCGCCUCCUGCUGGAGCAGGCUCGCAGAGACGCGGCCCUGAAAGCCAGGAACAAAACCGUCCCAAGCACCACCUCACCCACACACACACGCCCACCACAGGUCAUCGAUGAACGUGACGAGGAGAGGCGCAGGCAGCUGAGGGAGCGAGCGAGGCAGCUGAUAGCAGAGGCUCGAUCAGGAGUGAAGAUGGCUGAGUUCCCUCUGCACUCAGACACCUCCGCUUCUGCAGGAGAGUUCAAAGGAAGGUCAAAGGCAGCUGGAGACAUGGUGAAUAGGGUGUGUGUUGAUGGUGAGGAAGAGAGGGCUGAAGAAGAGCAAGUGGCACCAUCACCCGAUGAUGAUGUCACUGUUUGUGAUAAUGAGGAGGAGCCAAUGGCCUCUUGUCUGCUGGAGGAUGACUUUACUAACUCAGCUACUGAUUUGGCUUCUCUGGGAGUGAUGAACAGCAGGCACGUGGACCUGAAGCUGAAGAAGCUGAUGGAGAUUCGACCUCAGGGGGGAAGUUCACCCUCAUCCUCCUCUUCUUCCUCAUCCCUCACAGCCUCCAGCACAUCACCACUCAGCCCGGGAGAUGAGGCCCACCUGGGUUUGCAGUCUCUCUCUCUCUCUCUCAUCAUAAAUCAGUUCUGAUGCAUUUCCUCUUUUUUUCUCCAAACAAAAGGAGGAUAAACUGCUCCUCUCCCAGGAGAAAUCUCCACAUUCACAACUCCUCCAGGACUAGAGCUGUUGGGACGGCGUUUAAACACACACACACUCACUCUCUGUCUCUCUUUCUCUCUCUCUCUCUGUCUCUCUCUACUUUUAACAAGUCUCUCUCUCUCUCUCUCUCUCUCUCUCUCUCUCUCAAACACACACACACACACACACACACCUCUGGUCGUCCCAGUCGCCUCUCAUUAGUGAUUGUGCUUAUGCGUAGGCCUUGGCGCUGACUGAUAACUGUCUGCGGCGUGCAGUCGAGCGCAACAUUAGUCACGCAUCACACACACACACACUUCUACCUCAAUAACACCCAGCACAAUAAUGAUCAUGGCGAUAACAUAUAAACAAGGGGUUAGAUCUCAGCGAGGGGAUACCCCCUUAUAUCUGUCCCAACCAGGGCUGCCAAAGGGGCACAGGGGGCAGGUGUUGAGACAGGGGGUGGUAGAGGGUCUUAGGGUCCUUGGGGAGAGAAUGAGCCUAGCGAGGCUUUCUAGAAUCGGAGCGCGUUUGUUUUCUUAAGACAUUAACAUGAGGAGAAUUAGGCCAGGUUAAAGGGCUCUGUGGCGGUCUGUCUCUAGAGACAAACACACACACAGUGAGCAAAUUCUUUUUAUUUAUAUAGAACUUCUCUCACACUCGAGCUGGAUUUACAAUUGAAUUACAAGUGGGAAAAAGGAAAUCUAGCUGGAGAUUUGUUGUUAUUAUGGCAUAGGUCUUAAAGCAGAAAAAAGACAGUUGUGAGUCCCGCAGUAUGGAAAGCCACAAAUACUGAAUAAUCUACGCUCCAUAGACCCCAGGCUAGUUUUACAAGACAGAGGACCUGAGUAUGUGAGGAUGGAGAAGCACUUGAAGAGAUACACCAAAAAAAAAUUGUCAGUGCCAAAAAAGGACCAUUUCAGCUACCAUAAUAUUUACACCAUUUCCAUCAUUUCCCAAAUGACAUCGGUUUGUUUAGUAAAAACAUCUGAAUGUAAAGAGUAGUCACAUAAAAUAACUUCUGGCGUACAGUUGCACUUUCAAACUUUGGGCCCCACGUCCUGACGUUUAUGCAGAGUAACAACAAACAAGAAGAUUGUGAUACCAGUUUAAAAAAUAUAACCUUCUUUUUUCAUUUUUUAUACAUAUUAGUGUCACAUAAUGUCAAAUAUCAUGUAAGCAAAAGUAUCUGAUGUAACGUCACAGUUCAAAAACUUGUACAGUGCUAAUCUGGUAGCUAUAAGCUUUCUUUUAUGCUUUAUAGCUGCAGUACAACACUAAAGAAUUUCAGGCACUAAACAUGUUUUGAAUAAUUGGACACAUUUGAGGUAAAUUUUCUUAAAAGAGGGAAAUUGUGCUUGUCGGCAUUGUCUGGUCUGUUCCUUUAAUAUAAGAUUCUCUGUUUUGCAUUUAACUACAAGUGAUUGUUAAAAGUUAUGAGAAAUGAACUUGUGCUUUUGUCAGCAAAAAUACACAAGGCUAACGCGGAUGGCUGAGCAUCUGAUAGCUGAUCUUAUUGGCUGAUAUUUAACUCGAGGCCAAAGUGUUUGAUUUGAUUGUCUAAACAGCCAUGUCACUGGUAAUGGCAGUACUGGUAAUGGCAGUUCUGGCAGCGGGAAGCUAAUUACUGCAGUGUUUUGAAAAGUCAUUAUUUAGGAAUAAACAGAAGAACGUCUUCCUGAGUGUGUGUACGCGUCUGUGAUCGUCUUUAUUAGUCAGUCAGAUUCUCAUGCACAGCCCAGUGAGCUAGUGCAGCACACUAACGAUGUUUCUCCCCUUUCGCUCUCAAGCAGUGGAACGUGUUCGCUAAUUGCGAACUUUAUUAGACGUUUCCCUUUUCUAAUUGACGUCAGCGAAUGUUCUUCUGGAAGGGGAAAAAACAAGCAGGCGCUGUUUCGCUUUCCAGUCCGCUUGCCAUGUUGGGCUCAAGCUGUAAUAAUAACGUGCUUGAUAGGGACGCAGCUCCAAAACAAUAGCAUGUUCGAUUUGCAUAAUCUGAAUAUAUUUUCUGGCUGCAGGUUUUGCCGAAAGUCGACUUAAUUGCCUUCUUCCUUUCUGCUGCUGUGAGUUAAUGCGGACUGGCUGUGAAACAUGAACAUUUUUUUAAGCAUUCCUCAGCAUUUCAUAAUUAAACGUUUUUUGGCCGCAUGUGUCUAAUUUGUCCUUUGAUUUAACGUUAACCCACACUUUCUUUCUUCUCUCUCUUUUUACUGCUUUAAUGCUUAUUUAAAUUAGUUUGUCCUCUGCUUCUUAAAGUUAAGCAAUGUUUUUUUCCCCUUUUGCUUCCCCUUCUUUCUUUCAUUGCUCUCUCUCUCUCUCUCUCUCUCUCUCUCUGUCUGUCUGUCUGUCUGUCUGUCUGUCUCUCUCUCUCUCUCUCUCUCUCUCUC
This is a messenger RNA of Pangasianodon hypophthalmus (striped catfish), 6367 nucleotides long. RefSeq names its product EH domain binding protein 1 (gene ehbp1). The transcript has 20 exons. Lineage: Eukaryota; Metazoa; Chordata; Actinopteri; Siluriformes; Pangasiidae. Bases 1020 to 3932 code for a protein of 970 amino acids. The record is from RefSeq and is a predicted model, not a curated record. Gene Ontology annotation, molecular function: protein binding.